Folsomia candida is the source of this 1845-nucleotide messenger RNA. RefSeq names its product N-acetylglucosamine-6-phosphate deacetylase. The record is from RefSeq and is a predicted model, not a curated record. The coding region runs from base 442 to 1737 and encodes 431 amino acids. Gene Ontology annotation, molecular function: N-acetylglucosamine-6-phosphate deacetylase activity. Gene Ontology annotation, biological process: N-acetylglucosamine catabolic process. The transcript has 8 exons. Lineage: Eukaryota; Metazoa; Arthropoda; Collembola; Entomobryomorpha; Isotomidae.
UCUCUCUGGCCAGUGCGGCUGACAAGAUCAAGAACCACUGGAAGUUUAUCAUCAUUCAUCUCUUGUACAUCACCGUACAUCAAUAAUAUAGAGCUUUCGAUGAUAUAGGAAGCCCACUAGCUCAAUAAUAUCAUACGAGUCGGUUCAUUUAUUUAGACAGCCAGACACAAGAGAUCAAAUCAAAGCCAUUCAGGCAGAACAGAACAGCUCGAAAUAAUAAUUGCACACUACAUUUGACGUGAUUCGGGAGGACACUUGAAUCAACCAUUUCCUUGACACAGUUGAUUCUAAAUACCAAACCAACUGUUGGGCCAGCAGCUAAUUAGAAAAACAAAAAAACAUAAAGUUUGCAUAGUUGCAUCAUCAACGCGACAGAAUCGAGAAGAAGCUGUAGUUAUAUUGUGCCACCAAGUAAAUCAAAUUUCUUCUCCGGCAGAUCUGAUGGUGAACAUGAAGAAUUCGACGACUACCAGUGGGAACGGCCCCAUCGUCAAGUUUCAUAAUUGUCUCAUUCUCAGGAACCAUGAGUUGAUCAAUGACGAGCUCUGGAUCAGUGGUUCCAAUAUUAUUGACCCCGAGUCCUUGUUUUACAACGAGAAGAUCUUACCAGACCAAGUCGUGGAUUGCAAGGGGGCAAUAAUUUCACCCGGUUUUAUUGAUGUACAACUUAACGGCGGGUUUGGUGUCGACUUUUCAUACGAUGUGGACACCGUCAACGUUGGGAUUAUGACUGUGGCCAAGGGGAUUUUGGCCCAUGGAGUCACGUCAUUUUGCCCCACAUUAGUGUCAUCUCAUCCCCACGUCUAUACCAAGGUUUUGCCACACCUGAAGCGAUGCGUGGGGGGAAAACAUGGGGCGGAGGUGCUCGGAGCCCAUGUCGAAGGACCCUUCAUAAAUCCAGAGAAGAAAGGAGCUCAUGACCAGGCAACCAUGCAGACUUUCAAAAAUGGAAUGGAAUCUAUAAGAGAAGUGUAUCAACACAUUGAUUCAAUUUGUAUGAUAACUCUCGCCCCCGAACUGCCAAAUGCGAUCAAAGUCUGCAUAGAGCUGAAUGAAAUUGGAGUCAUUGUUUCCGUUGGUCAUUCCAUGGCAAAUAUUGCUCAAGGAGAGCUUGCCGUUAACAACGGAGCAUCUUUCAUCACUCAUCUCUUUAAUGCUAUGUUGCCUUUCCAUCACCGUGAUCCAGGCCUGGUAGGUCUUCUCGGGUCAGAAAACCUACCUCCAGGGAAAAUAAUUUACUAUGGAAUUAUUGCUGAUGGAAAUCAUACCCAUCCAUCCACCACGCGAAUUGCUUAUAGAUCUUAUCCCAAAGGAAUUGUUUUGGUGACGGAUGCCUGUUCUGCUAUGGGAUUAUCCAACGGAGUAUACCACAUUGGCCAACAGGUUAUCGAAGUUACGGGAACAAAAGCUUUCGUUCAGGGGACGAAUACUUUGGCUGGGAGUGUGGCCACGAUGGUUUCUUGCAUCCAAUAUUUUUGGGCGACAACUAAAUGCACACUUGUGGAAGCGUUGGAAGCCGCAACUCUUCAUCCAGCAACACUUCUCAAGAUUGAGAAGCAUAAAGGAACUCUUGCCUUUGGUUCCGAUGCGGAUUUUGUCUUCUUAAAACCUAACACGUUGGACGUAAUUUCUACUUGGAUUGGUGGACAGUGUGUCUACCAGAAUGAUAAGUUUGAUGAAUUGAUAACAACUUCUGAGAACUGUAGUGUCAGCAAGAAGAAGUCCUCCAAUUCUUAAAGAUUAGCUAAUGAAAUGAACUGUACUAUUUUAAAUAUAUGCAGAAUUCUUUUGAACAAGAAUGACAUGUAUCCUUAAUUAAAUUGUAAUAAAAAAAAUGAAAACUAA